CAAUUUUCGACUCAGAGUGUUGUCCCAAAUAUACAUUUACAUUUCCUAUUUAUUUCUGUACUUGACCUUUGACCCGGUUGCCAUGAGCAGUCAAACAAAUUCGGCAGUGUGAUUACUUUUGGAGAUGUACAAUAAUCGUAAAUAGAGAGGCAAGUGGCAAGGAAUAAGUUCUCCUGUUAAAUUAUAAUUUAAUUUGAUAUCCAAGUGACACUUUGGAAACUUUUUAAAAAGUUUUAUACACCAAAAGUUUAGAAAGCAACAAAAUGAGUGCUGAAACUGCCAGGAGCAGUGCUGUGAGGUUGCCAGAAAUAAAUGUUGGGACAAUUUAUGAUGGAAAAUACAAAGACAGGAGACCAGAAUUGAAAGCUGCUGGUAAACUCACAGCUACGGGAGAAUCUGCACAAAACUGUUUGAAACCUCCAGACAAAAGGCCAACCUCACCCGAGGCUAUCAGAAGAUUCCGUGAUACCUUACGUCCAGAGGCAGGCAAAAUUACAGUAUUUUAUGGUAAAGCUCAUGACCCACAUCUCCAAUGGGCAAAAGAAAUGCGCCAUGGUGUUAAUACAAAACCAUCUAUGUUUGCUGGAGAGUUAGUAAAUCCUGACCCCAAAACAAGAUUCAAACAAAAGGUUAACGAGAAGAAAGAAUCUUUAUAUGCAAGCCAUGCUAGAGGACCACUGGGCUCGUCUCACAAUCAACGAGAAAGACUCCCAACAGAUCUGGAUCCCCAGUCAUUCACAUUUGGAAUACAAACAGAAAAAGAUAUCACAGCUGGGGAACUUGUGAGUCCAAACAAGUCAUACAAUGUAGUCCAAGCAGAAGGAGAAGAAGGACGAGACCUCUAUAGAAAAACUCACCACGCAUUUAAAGUCUCUGAGGCACUUAAUAGAAAUUAUGUCUCCCCGGAUUACUGUAGCACUGAUAAAUUUGGAGUCCCAACUCCUCACGAUAAUGAUGGAAGACAUGUCAGAGAUACGCUGAAGUGGUUGCAUGACACCAACACAGAGAAAGCUGCACAGGUUGUCAACAAGAGAGUUGAUGAUUUCCGGGAAAGGACACAACCUCAACUUGGAAAAGUACACGACCCGAUAAAAGAUACUCUUAAAGUAGGACCUGACCACACAUUUGGCAUCAUGGUGAAGCCUGAUGAGUAUGGGGCAGGAGAUCUGAUGCAUGCUAGGUCCCCGACCAAUUACCUGAGGGGGAAGGAAAGAACCAGGGGGGUUUUAGCUGCAAUUAGACAACAUCUCAAGAAGGCCAACUACCACAAUUUUCAUGAUUUACUGCAUGCAUUCCAACACUACGAUAAGAAUGGUUCUGGUAAAGUGGACAUCAAUGAAUUGCGUGAAGUAUGUGUGCAGUUCAAUCUACCAGUUGAUGCAGUUCUACUUGAGCAACUUAUGGACUAUUGUGACGUCGAUCGCGACGGUUACAUCAACUACAUAGAAUUCUCUAAUUUCCUAAACUGGAAGGACAAAAUGCCAACUGGUCAGCCUGAAGUUAUUCAGUCACAUCCAGGAACUCCAAAAUUAGUAAAAGAAAAAGAUCUAGUUGCUAAAUCACCGACCAGUCGUGAAUCAACCCCAAGAAGGAUUCAAAAGCAAAUUGACGCUGCAAUGGUUGACCAUAGAACAAGUGCAUCUUUGAUUAAUGCUACAGUGGGCGGUAUUUCAACAAAAGACUAUAGAACAUAUGGAGUACCCACAAUUCGCACAGAUAAGGCAGCGCCAAGAAUCCGACGUGUUUGUGAUAGAACAAAUUAUGGUGAUGAAUCUGAUGCCUUUGGUCUGGUUAACCCAUCCAUCUUUAGUACUAGGGGUCUUUCAGAGAAAGACUUCCUUAGAGCUAGACCAAAAGAAGAGAUCCGACAAGUAUUCACUAACAUUGGUGUCCACAUGACUCUUGAUGACUUUGAUAAAAUAUAUGACCAAGCCGCAUCAUUUGACCCUCGGGGACAAGUUAGCAUUGAACUUUUCCGCAGUGUUCUUGAUCAGAACGAGGCAGGACGGAUUAUUGUCGAAUAAGCAUAGUGAACCCUGGGAAAUUUAUAUUGGCGUUAGAUAAGGAUACAUGUAACUAUGUCAAGUAAACAAACAUGUCUAAAAACACUACAGCCUUAAGGUGAAGAAUGGAUAAAAACUGGAAUACAUAUAUAUUUCCAAAACUUUUGGGGUAGAAAACAUACAUGUAAUACUCAUUAACAGUUGAUGAUAAAUUGGAAUACGUCAAAACUUAAAAUACUUCAAAACUGACAUUUAAAUCUUGAUUAUUUUUCUGGAGAGAUCUAUAUAAGAACAACAUUAGCCUGUUAGCAAUUUUUGGAAAACACUGAUCUUAGUAUGUUUCUAAAACACUAAUGUUUAUCUGUGUUUCAGCCAUUUGGUAACUAGCGUUAUAACUCAACUACAUAAUGUAACUGCUGAAUCAAAUACUCUCUAAUUGAAUUUUCUUGGGUUGAAUACUCUAUAAU
Messenger RNA from Owenia fusiformis, 2470 nucleotides. The record is from the annotation of a GenBank genome assembly. NCBI's taxonomy places the organism in Eukaryota, Metazoa, Annelida, Polychaeta, Sabellida, Oweniidae.